Prosopis cineraria is the source of this 1530-nucleotide messenger RNA. RefSeq lists its product as uncharacterized. The transcript is spliced from 2 exons. The coding region runs from base 830 to 1249 and encodes 139 amino acids. The record is from RefSeq and is a predicted model, not a curated record. Lineage: Eukaryota; Viridiplantae; Streptophyta; Magnoliopsida; Fabales; Fabaceae. Gene Ontology annotation, molecular function: carbon-sulfur lyase activity.
CUAUGGUUCAAAUAAUUUUUUGGCUGCUGCCUAAUUAUUGAUGACUUUAUUACAUCGCAACAAUAAUGGUCAAACUGAAACAUAGACCAAAAAAAAAAAGUAUUCUUAGAGUUUGUUGGACUUAUUCCGUUUGGUUUCAUAGUGUUGUGGAUUGAUUUAAUUUUUAUUAAGAAUUCUUAGAGAUUUGAUUAAUUGAAUUUGAAACAUAAACUUCAUCAAUUUUUUGAUCCCAACUAGGUGUUUCUAACCUAAUCUUUUUCACUUCCGUUGUGUAAAUUCAAAGGGCCCCUACAUAAUGUAUUGAGCCUGGUCCUGAUAAGGACAAAGGUAGCGCCUAUAAUAGAACAGUAGAGAAAGCACAAUUUUGUCAACACAAUCAAUCGCAUAGCUCUAUCACAAUUCUUUGUUGUCAAUCAAGAAAUCAUCUGAGAUUGAAAAAGUGCAAGUGUGAAAUCAUCUUUCGACUGGAUCACUGGAAUAUUAACAGGAAAACAUGACACAUGCACGUUAUAUAUAAAUAUAUAUAGAUAUUGAUUUAUUGAUGUUUGUGUUUUAUUCAGGAACUUCAGAUAUUCAUUAGAUAUUAAUAAUAAAAAAAAUGCUUAGGAAGACAAAGCGAAGAAGGCUUUGCCAAGCGAAAUUAUGAAGAUAAAAACUUUUAGGGUAGCGACGCAGCAAGCGAACAUCUGGGGGGCAACAUUUCAGCCUUGCUUCUCCGUCUUCAAUUGAGAACUGAGAAGGGCCCUUAUCAUAUUUACAGUUGUUGCAGCAUAUAGAUCUGCAAGAGCCAAAAGUGCAUUUCUGAUCUCAAAAAGUUUAGAAAGCGAAUAUGGAUUCUGAUUCAGAGACAGUGGUGCACACUGGAGGGUGCCAUUGCAAGCGUGUGAGAUGGAAAGCAGUAGCUUCUUCUAGUGUUGUGGCAUGGGAUUGUAAUUGUUCUGACUGCUAUAUGAGAGCCAAUACGCACUUCAUCAUGCCGGCUGAAAGAUUUGAGCUUUUGGGUGAUUCAGAGAAGUUCCUCACAACUUACACCUUUGGCACUCACACUGCAAAGCAUACAUUCUGCAAGGUCUGUGGUAUAACCUCAUUCUAUUACCCACGCUCAAACCCAGAUGGGGUUGCUGUUUCAUUCAGGUGUGUUGACCCUGGCACGCUCAAGAGUGUUGAAAUCAGGAGUAUUGAUGGAAGGAAUUGGGAAAGCUCGUAUCGUCAAACUGGUAUCUCCUCAUUUUCAGAGGUGCAGAAGUAACUCCUUGUUACUCAAUCAGUUGUGGAUUGUAUUCUAUUCCCUGUUGCUGCCAAGAUUUUGUAUGCAUGGUUGUAACAAAAAUAAAAGGAUCGCUUAAGGUCGGUCAAGGGUGUAGGGGUAUCUAUCCUGGUCUGAGAAUCUUCCCCUUCCUUCGCACACAUUUGUUACCUUUUCAGUUUAGCAUCUUGACAAGGAUUGUGUUCACAAACAAGAUUCCCUCACCCGUUUGAUUGGUAAACUCUCUUUGCAGAAUCCUUAUAAUUCAAUGAAUGGUUGGAACU